Messenger RNA from Juglans regia (Persian walnut), 1401 nucleotides. RefSeq lists its product as uncharacterized. Gene Ontology annotation, molecular function: ubiquitin-protein transferase activity; zinc ion binding. The coding region runs from base 205 to 1068 and encodes 287 amino acids. Gene Ontology annotation, cellular component: membrane. NCBI's taxonomy places the organism in Eukaryota, Viridiplantae, Streptophyta, Magnoliopsida, Fagales, Juglandaceae. The record is from RefSeq and is a predicted model, not a curated record. Gene Ontology annotation, biological process: protein ubiquitination. The transcript is spliced from 8 exons.
GAAAAAGAAAAGAGAGGAGGUUAUUGAUAUCUGGUUAGUAAGUAAAGAAUUUGGUUUUGAUCUGGCUAAUCCAAGUCCAUAAUAUACGUUACCGAACCCAGUGAUCUUAAGGUUUCUCUAAACCCAACCUCAUGAACUCACCCUUCUCCAUAUAAAUCGCGCUUGAACUCAAGGAAAUCUUCAGGAGUUGUGGUUUGAGUUACAAUGGGUGACCACGUUGUUCUGUGUGUUGAUGGCCAUGUCAAACCCGGAAGUUUGCAUUCUCUGCAUGGGGUUGGGGUAGCACCGGGAUCUUCUGGAGAGGGUACAGGCUCGCAACCUGCUGAUCCACCCACUUGUGCUAUUGAUGUUGAUGGGGUUGGAGAACAUGGAGUGUCUGAAGAAGAAGAACCAUUGAUUCCGUUGGUGGAAUGUCGCAUCUGCCAGGAGGAGGACAGCGUAAAGAAUUUGGAAGUCCCUUGUGCUUGCAGUGGUAGUUUGAAGUUCGCUCAUAGGAAAUGCGUUCAGCGAUGGUGCAAUGAGAAGGGAGAUAUUACUUGUGAGAUAUGCCAUCAACCUUACCAAUCUGGUUACACUGCCCCACCUCCUCCUCACUCUGAAGAUACUUCAAUUGAUAUAAGUGAGGGUUGGACAACAUCUGGUAUCCCUUUGGAUUUGCAUGAUCCUCGACUAUUGGCAAUGGCAGCAGCUGAACGCCAUCUUUUGGAGGUGGAGUAUGAUGAUUAUGCUGAUUCUAGUGCUAGUGGAGCUGCAUUUUGCCGCUCUGUAGCUCUAAUUUUAAUGGCCCUUCUGCUGUUAAGGCACGCUCUAUCUCUCACCGAUGCUGAUGGAGAAGAUGAUGCUUCCACCUUUUUCUCUCUUUUCUUACUUCGGGCUGCUGGUUUUCUUCUGCCAUGUUACAUUAUGGCCUGGGCCAUCAGUAUAUUGCAGCGGCGAAGGCAAAGACAGGAAGCAGCAGCACUUGCAGCAACUGAAGUUGCAUUCAUGCUGGAGGCUGGACAACAUCCCGGCUUGCAGUUCACCAUAGCACCAGGGCCUGCUGUUCCUCAUCAGGAACCACUUCACUGAUAUGGCAUUUAUGACGGUUGUGAGGUCUGGCAUUGGUCAAGCAGAAAAUUGGAAUCAGAAAGUUGGGCAUGUUUGGAAUUUGUCACUAGCGGUUAGAAAAUUGGAAAGCUGUAUCAUUGUCAUUGUUUAUGUUAUUUUGUUUCUGUCAAGCUGCAUCUAAUCUCUCUCCUCUCCCCGAAUGUCGUUCGAUCUCGCCCAUUAUGUUUGUACAUAUAUCUGGGGUGUUGCUGAAGCAGUUUUGCCUGUUUUCACAGAUUUUUAUUUUGAAAAAGCGUGGAAAUUAGAAUUUAUAUAAACAUGUCAAUAAGAACUUGAAGAUGGAAUUCCCAGGAA